Arabis nemorensis is the source of this 588-nucleotide messenger RNA. NCBI's taxonomy places the organism in Eukaryota, Viridiplantae, Streptophyta, Magnoliopsida, Brassicales, Brassicaceae. The record is from the annotation of a GenBank genome assembly.
AUGGCGACAGCUUUAGCUUCCAAACUCUCCAGAGGACGUUCGUUGCUUGGAGGUCUUAGCAAUGCCUUCUCUGGUUUGAUGAAUUCCUCCAAUGGAAUGAUGAAUGGAACCAUCCUCUCUCGGCAACAAAGGACAUUCAUUCAAAUGGGGACGCUUCUCAAAGCCGUGGACAACUCGGGGGCAAAGGAAGUGAUGUGCAUUCAAUCCUUUAAGGGAGGAAAGAAAGGAGCGAGACUUGGCGAUAUCAUUGUUGGUUCAGUGAAAGAGUCGGCACCAAAAGGUGAAGUGAAGAAAGGGAAGGUCGACGCGGUACCAAAAGGUAAAGUGAAGAAAGGGAGGGUCGUGUACGGUGUGGUUGUGCGUGCUGCGAUGCCCAAAAGGCGUGUUGAUGGAAGCGAAGUGAAGUUUGAUGACAAUGCAGUUGUAAUUGUGGGGAUUAAGGAAAAGAACAAGAAUAAUUCGGAUGGUACCAAGAAAAAAAUGGAGUACCACCAACCAAUUGGUACCCGAGUGUUUGGUCCUGUCCCGCACGAAAUGCGCACCAAAAAACAGCUCAAGAUCCUUUCUUUGGCUCAGGACAUUGUUUGA